AUAGAUAAAAGAAGUGGAAUACACUUGAUCAAUAAAAUUAGAGAAAAUACCAGCCGUUUUUUUCCAAAGACAACAUCAGCCAUGAGCAUGCCUAAAAGAAGUUUGCUCAAGAUCAUUCUCCUUGGAGACAGUGGAUAUGUGAAUAAAAAAUUCAAACCUCUAUACAAAGCAACAAUAGGUGCCGAUUUUGUCACAAAAGAGCUACAGUUUGAUAUAUGGGACACGGCCGGACAAGAACGUUUUCAAAGCCUAGGUGUCGCAUUUUAUAGAGGCGCAGAUUGCUGCAUUCUUGUUUAUGAUGUGAAUGCGGACCCUGCGAACCCGGAGAAAUUUCCCUUUGUGCUAAUUGGGAACAAGGUGGAUGUUGACGGUGGCAACAGCCGUGUGGUACCGGAAAAAACGGCUAGAGAUUGGUGCAUUUCGAAGGGGGACAUACCUUAUUUCGAGACCUCGGCAAAGGAAGAUUACAAUGUGGAUGCUGCAUUCUUCCUUGUAGCAGAAACUGCACUAGCCAUGGAGCCAAUCAAUAUUGAUCUUCCAAUAAUUUCAGAAUCAAUAUCUGGGAUUGAACAACCAAGAGGAGGUGGCUGUGCUUGCUGAUAAAUAACUAAGGCCCCUCUCUAAUUCAAUGAGACUAUCAUAUUUGCUUCAUAAUUAUUGCAAGAAUUUGUUUGUAUUGAUCUCAAUCUCAUUGUGAUAUUUUAUUUAUUAGCAUUAUUUUUAUUGGUUCAUUCAUUUCAUACUCCUGAUCACUAAUAUAGUUUUUGGUUGCUACAAUGUAAAAUUCAAUUUACAAUUAUUUGUAAGAUCCAUUCAAAUGAUGAAGCUUAUAAUUUUUUUUUUAUAAUUAA
This is a messenger RNA of Striga asiatica, 851 nucleotides long. The record is from the annotation of a GenBank genome assembly. NCBI's taxonomy places the organism in Eukaryota, Viridiplantae, Streptophyta, Magnoliopsida, Lamiales, Orobanchaceae.